This is a messenger RNA of Hevea brasiliensis (rubber tree), 2125 nucleotides long. RefSeq lists its product as uncharacterized. The record is from RefSeq and is a predicted model, not a curated record. The transcript has 3 exons. NCBI's taxonomy places the organism in Eukaryota, Viridiplantae, Streptophyta, Magnoliopsida, Malpighiales, Euphorbiaceae. The coding region runs from base 779 to 1954 and encodes 391 amino acids.
GCCCUAUCGUCUGCUCUUUAUCGUCCUUCACACAACCCAAAUUACUACACGACUAAAGUUCCUAUUUCAUCCCCCCUUCUCUCACUCUCUCACUCUCUUUCUCUGGUUUUUAGUUUUGCUUUUCUUGUCCGUCGCCGGCGAUAAUCUCCUCUGAGAUUUCAAGCCUUUUGCCGGAGAAAUGAUGGUCCGUGCUAUAGAUUGUGGUUUAAAUUACGAAGAUGGAAGCGUGACGUUAUCUUACCGUCGCGUAAAUCGGAACUUUAACCGUAUGUAGAAACCCUAAGCAAAAGCGACUUUACUUAGCAGAGUUUAGAAGUUAUUCCAUGCUUUGUCUCGCGUAUCAGAGGCUAAAUAGUAUAUAAUAAUCGGAGGUGUAGAGUAGCUGUUUCAGCAUCAAAAGUCUCGAAUUUUGUUCGGCGCACUUUAUCUUUGGCAAAAUUCUGAAUUUCCGUUUCGAUUCGAUUUGCUGAUCUCAUUUUGUGGGGUUAUUGAUGAGUCUGGUGCAUCAUUUGUGGUUGUUUCGAUUGAUUUGUAGGGUUUAAACUUGUAACUAACCUUGUUGGAUUUUCUUUUACGUAAUUCCUUUUCUUCUUCCUCAAUUUUUGUACUCAAGACGAAGAGCUGAGAAAAUAAUUAGUAUAGAGUCUGUUGAGCUUUGGUAGAUUAGGAGCUAUUGAUCGUGAUUAAGAUUUUUGAAAAUGGAGGAGAAAUUAUGAUAAUACUCUGUUGACAUCGGUGGUGGGUUCAAGCAUUUCUCGUGGUCUUGAUCGCGCUGAUCAUGCCUUUUCAGAUGAAGAUCCAGCCAAUCGAUUCACACACCCAUGAAGAGUCGACUAGAUUGGAGCCAGCAAAGCUAGUGGUGAAAUCGCGUCUCAAGAGGCUCUUUGAGCUCCAAUUCCUGAGAAAUUCCGCCACUGAAAAGGUCGGCAUCGUUGAUGAGCCGCAUUUCCACAAGGACGGCGCUAAUGGCUCGACUGAGUUUGAGCCGAGCUCACUGUGCUUGGCGAAGAUGGUACAGAACUUCAUCGAGGAGAGCAACGAGAAGCAAUUGUCCACCGCAGUGAGGUGCGGCCGCAGUCGCUGCAACUGCUUCAACGGGAAAUGUAAUGACAGCUCGGAAGACGAAUUCGAAGCUUUUGGUGGUUUUGGUGACUCUAAUUUUGUUUCUUCCAGCGAAGGAAUUGAAAUUCUAAAGAGUUUGGUCCCUUGUGCAAGUGUUUCUGAGAGGAAUUUGCUAGCGGACACUGCGGGGAUCGUUGAUAAGAACAAGAUCUGCAAGCGCAAAGACGAUUUUUCCAUGAGGAUCGUUACUGAUGGAUUGCAGGCUCUUGGAUACGACGUUUCAAUCUGCAAAUCUCGUUGGGAAAAAUCCCCCACCCAUCCCUCCGGUGAGUAUGAGUACAUAGACGUGAUCAUCUCAGGCGAGAGACUGCUAAUUGACAUUGAUUUCAGAUCAGAAUUUGAAAUUGCUCGAUCAACCAAGGCCUACAAAUCUCUUCUUCAAUCUAUUCCCCACAUCUUUGUGGGCAAAGCCGGUCGUCUCCAGAAGAUCAUCUCCGUCGUAUCAAAUGCAGCCAAGCAGAGCCUCAAGAAGAAGGGUAUGCACAUUCCACCUUGGAGAAAAGCCGAGUAUGUCGAAGCUAAAUGGCUUUCUCCUUAUUUGCGAGCUACACCGCCUCUUUCCUCAUACAAAACCGGUCCCAAACCUCAAAAGGAGCAAACUUUGGUUCCAAAAGGGAUCAACAAUUUUCCACCGAGCGGCAAAGAGGAGAACUCGUUGGAGGAUACUGAGUUGGGCGAGUCUGUCUUUGCUUUGUCAUCUGAAAGUUCCGAGGAAGAAGAGAACGAGACGGUGGUGCGAGAAUGGAAACCACCUGAGAUUAAGCCCAAAAGUUUUCAGAUUGGGGUUAAGAUCGUGACGGGUUUGGCUUCAGUUAUUGAAGAUGAGCCAUGAAAUUUUGGUCUUUUGCUUUUCUUCUUUUUUUCUCCGAUUUUAAAUUUUGGAGAUCAAAUAUAAUAUUGUGAUAUAACCACUCGAAAUUCCCUUCUGCUUUUUUUGUAAGGGUCCGAUUUACUAAUAUCAAUAAAACUCUUUACUGUAAGAAUAGCAUACAGAUUAACAUAA